AUGCCUCCAAAGAAGAGGCCAGCAUCUGCUGCGGGCGGCCCCAGCAAGAAAAAGAAGAAGGGCGUUGACCAGGGCGCUGAUGGAUUGGCCAACAUGACCAGUUACUCCAGCGCUGUGCUUGCAGAGUAUGUUUGGCUGGAUGCAAAGCAGGUUCCAAGGUCCAAGACAAUGACGAUGACGACGCUGCCGACUUCUCUGGAAGGCUUGCGCAAGUGGAAUUAUGAUGGCAGCAGCACGGAGCAAGCAGAUGGACAAAACUCGGAGGUCUACCUGUAUCCCAAGGCGAUCUUCAAGGACCCCUUCCGUGGCAGCCCGCACAUCCUGGUGCUGGCAGAAGCCUACAAUGCCUGGGACGGUCAACCGGCGAUAGGCAAUACGCGCGCCGCUUGUGCCCAGAUCAUGGAGAAGUACGAGCACCUGGACCCCUGGUUUGGCAUUGAGCAGGAGUACACGCUCAUGAGGCCCGGGAAGAUUGGAGAAGAAGCCAAGAUUCCCCUGGGCUUCAACGAGGACGGAUCGGAGCCUGCGCCACAAGGGCCCUACUACACUGGAGCAGGCUUUGGAGUUGCCAUCGGCCGACCUGUUGCUGAGGAGCACUACACGAAGUGCUUGCAG
Molecule: messenger RNA, 615 nt
Organism: Symbiodinium pilosum
Lineage: Eukaryota; Dinophyceae; Suessiales; Symbiodiniaceae
Source: the annotation of a GenBank genome assembly